UGAAGAAGAAAAGAAAGAAAGAAAGAAAGAAACAGAAGCAGAACAAGCCAUUUUUGUUGUUUGCCCCUUUUCUUGUCAUCCCUUUCCCUUUUCCAACGAAUCUCUCAGAAUCAUAAAUUCAAAAAAAAAAAUUAGGCCGAAUCUCACAACUGUCAGCACUAUCAUUGUAUUAACCCCAGCUCAACUCUCAUAUAUUAAUACAUACAUUUACAUACAUAUUCCCCAGAUCUGUUCACAUAUUUCCAAUCAUUGUUUCUCUAAGGUUUCCCAAAACCACCACCAGUAAUUUCUAUGCUUUGUUGGGGCUAAAGAUUUGAUCUUUUGUUCAAGAACUUAUUUGGGUUUUCAUUUUCUUGGAUUUUUGUUUCAGGGUGUAUGUUGUAUGUAGAUCUUGAGCUGGGAAUUUCAUAAUUGAGUGUUGGAUUGAGGGAAAAGGGAAAGGGGGUAAAUUUUUUUUUUUUUUUAAAAGGGGGUUAAAAAAUGGUGUUUUGGGAGGGUUAUGUGAGUGAUGAAGUGAUGGGGACAUUUGCCCCAAUAGUGGUGUAUUGGCUGUAUGCAGGGUUUUAUCAGCUAUUGCCUCCCAUGGAUAAAUAUCGUCUUCAUACAAGGAAAGAGGAAAAUGCCAAGAAUUUAGUUCCACUGGCUUCUGUUGUUAAAGGGGUUCUUCUUCAGCAGUUUUUUCAGGCAACUGUUGCCCACUUACUCUUUUUGUUAACUUGUAAGGUAACUACAUCAGAAGCUGUAGUCCAGCCCUCAAUUCCUGUUCAGAUUGUGCAGAUCAUUAUUGCGAUGCUGGUCAUGGACACAUGGCAGUACUUUGUGCAUCGCUACAUGCAUCAGAACAAGUUUUUAUACCGCCAUAUUCACUCCCAGCAUCAUCGGUUGGUUGUGCCUUACGCGAUUGGUGCCCUUUAUAACCACCCACUUGAAGGUCUCCUCCUGGAUACUUUUGGUGGUGUUCUUUCGUUUCUUGUUGCUGGAAUGACUGCACGUACUGCUGUAAUUUUUUUCUGCUUUGCUGUGGUCAAAACAGUUGAUGAUCAUUGUGGACUUUGGCUGCCUGGUAAUAUCUUCCAUUUGUUUUUCCAAAAUAACACUGCUUACCAUGACAUUCAUCAUCAGCUUCAAGGCACAAAGUUCAAUUAUUCUCAGCCAUUCUUUUCCAUUUGGGACAAACUUCUUGGAACAUACAGGCCAUACAGACUUGUAAAAAGGCCUGAGGGUGGUUUCGAGGCCCGACUGAUGAAAGAUUAGUUGGUUUUGAUCAUUAGUCUCUGUAUGAAAUCAACAUGUCUUUUGUAGGGAUAGCUACCAAGUUGAGGUUGUUCACUCUAGCAGUUGCCUUGGAAGGUCUACGUUCAUCAAGACUUGGAAGUGUGCUGCAGAAAUUAGAAAUGUUCAUUCUUUUCUUUUCAGUUGACCCUGUUUAUUCGUAAUUUUUGUCUAACCUCUUGACGAUUUGUAAGCCUAUUGUUUCUGAGUUCUUACUUUGUGCAGUAUACUUUUUCAACUAUUGCAACUUGCUCAGACUUUAGCAGGUUGAUUUUGUAUUGCCUUUCAAGAGUUGUGUCGCGAGAAAUCAAGAUCAUGUAAUUACAUUUGUUCAAACUAUGUAGUGUAAAAUUUCGUGGUCAUUGAAGUUAUUUCAAUCACCCUUGUGCUAUUCUAUUUGAAGCCUUUGUGAUACA
Molecule: messenger RNA, 1688 nt
Organism: Solanum tuberosum (potato)
Lineage: Eukaryota; Viridiplantae; Streptophyta; Magnoliopsida; Solanales; Solanaceae
Product: sphinganine C4-monooxygenase 1-like
Exons: 2
Coding region: 481-1254 (257 amino acids)
Biological process (GO): lipid biosynthetic process
Molecular function (GO): oxidoreductase activity; iron ion binding
Source: RefSeq, a predicted model, not a curated record